CUAAAACAGCUGUUCGGCUGUAGAGUGCAGUGGGUUCUCACGGUUUUGUUAUUUAAUAAUUUUGAUAUGUGCAAUUUAAUCAAUUAAAACAAAGAAAAUGCAAACGCUGAAGAGCACUCGCCCCUGGAGAGGAGCAUAUUGGACCAGCUGGAGGCGUCUGCUGACCCAAAGCUGCACGGGAAACGAGAAUCCAGAAUUAACUAAUGAUGUCAAGCACCGAAUUGAGGCUCACUGGCGUGAGCAACUUAGUGGAGGGCAGUUCAACCCCAAAGAUUCCCAGGAAAAGUACUAUGUUCUUUCCAUGUUCCCGUAUCCUUCCGGCAAUCUUCACAUGGGCCAUGUGCGCGUCUAUACCAUCGCCGAUUCGGUGGCGCGAUUCCAGCGGAUGUGCGGCAAAAAUGUGUUCCAACCAAUGGGCUGGGACUCCUUUGGUCUGCCCGCCGAGAACGCCGCCAAUCAGCGGGGAGUGGAACCCGCAUCGUGGACAGAACAAAACAUUGGACAGAUGAAGGAGCAGCUGAAAAGACUGGGUUGCUCCUUCGACUGGAACCACGAGCUGUCCACGUGUAGUCCGCAGUAUUACAAGUGGACGCAACACCUGUUCCUUAUGUUACACCGCCACGGAUUGGCUUACCAAAACGAAGCCCUCGUAAACUGGGAUCCCGUGGACAAAACUGUGCUCGCCGACGAGCAGGUGGAUGCCAAUGGCUGCUCUUGGCGAUCGGGCGCUAAGGUGGAGAAAAAGCUCCUUAGGCAAUGGUUCAUCCGUACUAGUGCGUAUGCUAAACAGUUGCUGGAUGGCCUGGAAGAUCCCACGCUGCGCGACUGGAGGGAUAUUAUCAACCUGCAGCGUCACUGGAUUGGAGAAUGCGACGGUUAUGCCUUUAAUCUGCUUACCUCCGCCUCCGGCCUAUUACGUGUAUGGACAGCCCAUCCUGAGCACUUAAAGGACCCCCAUGCCUUCCUUGUCCUUCGCAGCAGUCAUCAUCUUUCAAAGCUAGACGAUGCAGGCAGCCUCAGCGCGGAAAAUCCCUUCGCAGGCACCACUAUGCCUGUGGUAUUUGGUGACGAUGUUACCUUCCCUUCAAAGUGCGAUGUCUACCUGGCAGCGCCCAGUUUCCGCGGCGAAGAUAGGGAGCUGUGGGAGUCUCACGGACUGUCUUUUAGUUCAUCUGGAAAAGAGGAAGUCAGCCUAAGUCCAGCCAACUGGGAAUUGUUGAGAAAGGAGGUGCUCCAGGCAGCCGCACGUUUGAAUGUGGGCGGCUAUCGGGUGUCCUCCAAGCUGCAGGAUUGGUUGAUCUCACGCCAGCGCUACUGGGGCACUCCAAUCCCUAUUGUACACUGUUCUAAAUGCGGAGCGGUACCCGUUCCCGAAGAGCAGCUGCCGGUGUCGCUGCCGCCAAAGGAUUCGCCCAAGGAAGCGUUCCUCUGCGAGUGUCCCAAAUGCGGAGAGAAGGAUGCACGAAGGGAGACGGACACUAUGGACACAUUUGUGGACAGUUCUUGGUACUACCUGCGUUACUUGGAUUCCCAAAACUCUGAGCGCAUUUUCGACCCUGCCCUGGCCAAUAAAUUUAUGCCCGUCGAUUUGUACAUCGGUGGAAAAGAGCAUGCUGUGCUGCAUCUCUACUACGCCCGUUUUAUGAAUCACUUCCUGCAUAGCUGUGGGCUAUCGCCCACUACUGAACCUUUUUCUCGACUGCUGGUCCAAGGAAUGGUCAUGGGACGCUCCUUCCGGGUAAAGGGCAGUGGACGUUAUGUACCAGAAUCCGAAGUAGAGAUCGUGAACGCCAAGAAAAAUCAGGCGGUUUUGAAGGAAACCAAAGAGCCCGUGGUCAUGACCUGGGAGAAGAUGUCCAAGUCGAAACUUAACGGAGUGGAGCCCAGUGAUAUGUUCAAUGAAUACGGCACGGACACAACGAGACUGAUUAUCCUAGCUGACGUAGCACCCACCUCUCAUCGCAAUUGGUCGAGUGCAACAUUUCCUGGCAUUCUCAACUGGCAAAAGCGCCUUUGGCUGACACUACAAGACUUUCAAGCGGCUCGAGAGGAUAAAACUGCUUCGGAAGUUGUGGCCACCAGCGAGGAGUUUCUGGCUGAGGACGCUAAGCUCUUCGACGCCCGUAACUUUUAUGUAAAAGGAGCCACUUUUAACUACCGCCAUGCACAUCAACUGAGUGUGGCUAUAUCUAAGAUGCAGGGUUUGACCAAUUCCCUACGACGCACACCGAAGCAUGUUCUGCGACAUGGCAAACAAUUUGAGCGGGCUCUGGCCGCCCAGAUCAUCAUGCUUGCUCCCAUGUCUCCGCACUUCGCCUCCGAAUUAUGGUCAAAGUUUGUGGCUAUACCUGGCAGAUUAAAUCCCGCCAGCGAGGAGUUGCGGUGGAGUGAAGACGUGCUGUCCCAACGCUGGCCAGAUGUUGAUCCCUCCUACAAUCUGGAUCUGAGUAUCAAAGUAAACGGGUUCGAGAAUUGUGUAAUCAAAGUGCAGCGAACGCACUUGGAUAAGGUGACGCAUAGCGAUGCCCUGGACAUUGCCUUCAACACGGAAUCGGUGACAUCUUACCUCAUCGACAAGAAAAUAAGGACCACCAAUUUUGUACUUUAUCCGGGCAUCGAGGCUAUCCUGAAUAUCUACGUAGAUAAGGCACAAAAGACUCAAAAGUCGGCGACUAGUGACGAUGCGGAGGCUCAGCCUGGAGCGUAGGAUAUCUUUAAUUUAAGCCGAAUGGAUUGCGGAUGAUUGUGAGAGCGGGUUGGACCCGCCCAAAUGCAUUUUCGGUGUUGGCCUGAAAGUCGCCAUCCUAGAUUGGUACUUUUUAAUAUUGUUUACUGUUAAAUAUUUAUAAAAAUUGGACUAGUUGUAAGCAGCUGCUUUACAGGAUUGGUAAAUGCCUAGGAUCAUAGGAAUAUAAUGGUUGCUCUAUCUGUGCGCCUCUAUCUAAAAGCCAGUA
Messenger RNA from Drosophila ficusphila, 2954 nucleotides. RefSeq names its product probable leucine--tRNA ligase, mitochondrial (gene LeuRS-m). The transcript has 4 exons. Gene Ontology annotation, molecular function: leucine-tRNA ligase activity; ATP binding. Gene Ontology annotation, cellular component: mitochondrion. Bases 98 to 2707 code for a protein of 869 amino acids. The record is from RefSeq and is a predicted model, not a curated record. Gene Ontology annotation, biological process: mitochondrial translation; leucyl-tRNA aminoacylation. NCBI's taxonomy places the organism in Eukaryota, Metazoa, Arthropoda, Insecta, Diptera, Drosophilidae.